Gigantopelta aegis is the source of this 6407-nucleotide messenger RNA. RefSeq names its product sushi, von Willebrand factor type A, EGF and pentraxin domain-containing protein 1-like. The transcript is spliced from 10 exons. NCBI's taxonomy places the organism in Eukaryota, Metazoa, Mollusca, Gastropoda, Neomphalida, Peltospiridae. The record is from RefSeq and is a predicted model, not a curated record. The coding region runs from base 141 to 2159 and encodes 672 amino acids.
AAUGAAAAAUGGCUACUGUUUGGUGUAUGUUUUGUUGACAUUGUUAAGCUGGAACGGUCGUUUCCAUCUUUAAUUUAGUUUUUCAUUAACUUAUUUAUUAUUCUACCUGGACAUUAGGUUUAUGUAUUUGGCUGGAGAAGAUGCAUGAACUUUAUGCAGGGUUUCUGUUGGUGAUUUUAUCUUCAUGUCAGAGUUUAGAAGGAUCAGAUGUGAAAUGUCCUGAGCAGAACAGUGCAUUUGUCCAUGGAUCCCUGACAGAAUAUCACUACGAUCGGCAGAUGAUUGACUAUGAAUGUCACGAAGGGUACACACUAAUAGGAGUUGCCAAACAAAUUUGUGGAGAUGAUGGGAAGUGGCAUCCAGCUAAGAGACCCGAGUGUAUUUUGAAAGAUGUAAUGUGUCCUGAACAGACCAGCCCGUUUACUCAUGGCACUUUCCGAGUGUUCCAGUUCAAGAGACAGAUGAUCGAUUAUGAAUGCCAUGUAGGAUUCCAGCUUGUUGGUUCCUCCAGACAGAUGUGUGGUGAUGAUGGCAUUUGGCAUCCGGCAGAAAGACCAUUCUGUAUACCUGCAAAAGAGUGUGCUAGUCCACUUCACAUGUUAAAUGCUGACCUGCGGUAUAACAGCAACUCGUGGCCGAAGCGUGUGGGUGAUACUGCAACGGUGAUCUGCAAGCCGGAGUACACAACUUCUGAUAAUAAAUACAAGGAAAGCUACAAAAUAGUGUGCAGCGAGGCGGGAGUGUGGACCAUGCUGAAUGGGAAGACAAGUUUAGCGCAGUGUGCAUUGAAACGAUGUCCCAUCCCACCAACUGUUCCAAAUGCUCACUACAGUUACAGCUCUUAUGCACCUUUAAUGGGAGAAGACUCCCGAGUCAAGUAUAAAUGCUUUAUUGGAUACAAAAUUGUGGAUGAGAAUGCUACCGAUCUUGUCUGUCAAGAUGGAGAAUGGGUUGGCCCAAUUCCUAUAUGUGUUCGCACCCAGCUUUGUCCCUUACCCAAGUCUGUUUUAUUUGGAUACUGGGAUUCUCUUGGUACGGUAAAGCACAUCCCAGGAGAGUAUGAGGUGGGUGCUAGGGUGCGCUACUACUGCAACAGUGGGUAUCGACUUGUGGGCUCUCGAGUUCUGGAGUGCACCAGCUCACAGGAGUGGUCCAGUAUUCCUCCAAGAUGUCUACUUAGUUCAGAACGAACAUUUUACUGUCCUUCUAUUAGCAAGAUCAAAAAUGGUUACUGUAAGUGCCAUGAUGUGAACGACCAUGACCUUCAUUUGUGUCAGCCGUUUUAUAGAGGGGUGAAGGUUGAUUGUCGGUGUGACGAAGGAUACCAGCUGGAUGGAGAACCUGUGUUGACGUGUAUAGACAGUAACGAUGUGGAACUGGGGGCGUGGGACAAUGAUCAGCCAUUCUGUGUGAAAGAAAGUGGUACUAAUGGAGUGUCUGUUAACACGUACUCGACUGGCGACAUCACAGAUGGUAAGAACCACGUCAGCACUCUGGUAAUCGUCAUUGCAACAGCCUGCAGUGUUCUUGGAGUCCUGUUGCUAAUCAUGGUUAUUGUCGUAUUUCGGCGGAGAAAGCCACGACCGCAUCUGUUCCACCCAGGCAUGACUCCGCCACCGUACGCUCGAGUCCACAGCGGUUCCAUGGAUGAGCAUGAUCGACUGGCUUUGAUGGCCUACGCAGAUCAGACGAGAAUGCAUCUGCCGUCGUACGAAGAGGCCACCUCCGGUCAGUGUGGUCAGAAUGCAGGCAUCAACUCUCAGCAGUCAGCCCAGCCACCACUGGACUACAGACCCCUACCUAGCAUUCCACCAGCAUUACGUGCAAACGCCGCACAAACUCAGGGAGAUAACACUAACAGACAUUCUACUGUGACCACCAGUACCAUGAACAGGGACGGAACGUCGGAAAUAUUUGGUUCCCUCGACACGGUUAACGUGAGCAUGAGUGAUGCUUCGACGUCGGUUACCGUGGAAACGUACGACAGUGGCACAUCAACAAGGUCAGCUUCUUCCCAGCAGGCCCGGGCAGGCAGUUUGACUUCUUCUGAUGAUAAUCUUGCAAAUGAUGAUGCACCAUUGCUGGACAAUACCGGUCAAACUAUUAGUAACUCAUCCAGUGAUAGUUCAAUCCAGAGUCAAGAACAAAAAGACGAUUAAAUGUGCACAUAAAUAUCAAAAACCAUUAAACAGGAGACAUUUGUCUGCGAAAAAACCAAAAUGUUUAAUGUAGUAAGAGAUGUUUCUUGUAACACUAGCAGGUAUUGAGGAUGGUGUGUGUUUAUUAGUGUUUGUGGGUGUGCAUGGGUGUGCAGACCGACGAGGUGAGAAUCUGACUCACUGUUAAAAGAUUAUGUUGGGGUGAAAACCAAGACUUGUGUUGAAACAUUGUCAGUAAAAUGUAGAUUGUUCUUCCAUGUUAUGGUUUGUAGUAACUGAAUACUCAAGAGUCAGACUAAACCAACCUACAAUGAACUCAUUUUGAUUUUUCAGCCAUUUUAAAAAGGCAUCCAUCUUUGAAAAAGAUCAAAGCAAUUCAUCUGGUGACAAAAAUGCUAUUCUAUGAUUAUUAUUUUUUACUCGGCUGUGCUUUAAAAAAAUAUGCUUAAUUCAUUACAGCAGCACUGUAGUGUGGUUGCUUGAAGAAAACUUUCUCUUUUUUUGUCGAUGCAUCUUCUGUACUGUGAAGCAGUGGCAGUUCAUUUAAUUACUUGAGAAUUAUCAUUACAUUGACCUAAAAAGAUAUCAUUUUCAAUUUCUGGGAAACGGUGGACAUUUUACUGAAAAAGUAGAAAAUAAUAAUAGGUUGAAAAAUGUUUAUUGGAAAAAGAAGUAUCUGAAAUGGUUACGUACUUGUUCAGAAACUGAAAACUGGAGAUCGCGAAAAAACGUGAUUUUUAAAUUAAAGAAUCUGAAUUGAGGUGGGUGUUUUUCAUCUUAAUUUAUAGGCUUUGUUAUUUAUGUGCAGUUAAUCAACCAGAAAACAAAAAGUAUUUUAUUGUAGGUUAACGCACAACAUCAUUGUUUGAUGUUAUAAUAUGUUUCCUGUAUACAUGAUCUAAGCUGUACCCUCAAAAGUAAAAGUAUUAGCCAUUUGACCAUUUUGGUUAGAAAAUCUGUAACCAAAUUGAACUUCUAGUUUGCCAAAGAAAAACAAGGCUAAAAUAAAGCUCUUUAAAGAACUCAUUACUGAUUUUCGAAUUAGCUUUUUGACAAUAUACUAAGGAAAUAUAUUCACCAUAUUCAGAUUCAUUUCGUGUUUGUUAUUUGGCAAAUGAUGGUUAAAAACCCUUUGUGUAUCCAUGUGUUUCUACAAAAAAUAAUUUUUGGUUGGUGUUUUAUACAGACUUGUUUAGAUAUAUAACAGAGCCUAUAAACCUAUUAUGAAAAAUAAGUUACAUUUUGAAAUAAGAACGUAUCUGGGACCAACAGCUGCCAGGGUUGAUAGUAAAGUGUAGUAACAUGAUUGACUGAAACAACAUUUACUGGAACAAUUUAAAAAUAGCAACAUUUAAUUCUAGAAUGAUUUUGAAGUAGUUAAAUGAAUAAUUCUUUUGUUGCAGUCAUUCUCAUUUCUGGAAGAAGAAAAAGGUUUAUUCUGUACAUUAUAUUCAUCCAUUAAUGUUGAUUUUAUGCAAGUAAUUUAUUCAUAUUUCUCCUAGUAAGUAGACUGUUUUCCACAUUCCAAAGCACUGUAUGCACCACACUCUUGUACAUACUGUUUAUUCACUUACAACAUAUCCCCAUGCUCUUUAACCUAGGUUCUUAUUUUAUACAGAGGUACUCUUUAAGAACAUUCACAUUUUAUUGUAUAAUCACACAGUUGUGGUGUGUUGGUAAGUUUUUUCUUCUCUUUGAGGCCACUAUUGUAUGGGUUAGUUAUACCUGUAUCAUCACUGUGGAACUUUAUAUUGACACAUUACAGUUAAAGAAAAUCAAACUCAUAUUGGGAAUGUUUUUCUUUUUUUUUCUUUUUAAAUCUUAUUUUGCUGACCGUAACCCAACAGAUCUUUUUUCAAUGUAUUCUUGAUGUUUUGAAAUUGUAUACUUCGUGCCAUUUAUGUAUGUUAAACAGAUUCCUUUUUUUAUGUUCAAAUGUACAAACACAAGUACCGGAACCCACCUUAAUGUUAUAUCUGUGAUAGUAUGAGGCCAGUGUACAAAAUAAAUGAUUAAAUUAUUGGAAUAUAUGUCUUGAAAUAAUAAAGGCUCUACUUUUUUUCCCAAACUCUAAACCAAGAAACCAUAGAAUGGGCCGAAUUUACUAAGCCUGUUUUUCUUAAAUGUGGUGUGUAAGCAUUAUAAAUGUGUAAGACAAAAACAGGAUUUGUAAAUUCAGCCCACUAUGUUUAAAGUUUACUCUUGUAGAUCUGCAACUUUUCAAAACAUUUGUCUCAUCCUUUUUAGAAAGCUUAAGAUACUGGUUAUCUGUUUUCUAUGGUACUGUACUUUAACUGUGCAUCCCUUACAAAAUAGUUAUAAUAAUAAAUGGUGUUUUCCCUACUAAUAAAGAAAUUGACCAUUUUCCUUCUUGCUAAAAGCUAUGGUUUGCAACCAUUUUUACCAUUUUGGUUCAGUCUAAAAAUGUCUGACAUCAUUAAACCUGCAAUAAUAUAUAUAUUAUAUAUGAUGUAAGUCUGAUGGAGAGAGAACUUUAUUUUUAUUAAAAUUUAUGAAAAAUUGUUUCUGUUUUAAAUACCGAGAAAGUGUUACCUGUCGAUUAUUCAGAUCAAAACAUUAAUUUUGAGAUUGUCAGGAUAUAAUUAUUAAUAACAUUUAAUUUGUCGACAAGAGAUUAUUAUUGGUAUUUGGUAUGUUUUAUUAUUUUUCAUCAAUACGGGUUCCUGCAGUGUCAUAUAUUGGCUCUUCUACCAAUAAUAUUUGGCAUUAUAGUUGGAAUUAUUUUCACUUUCAUAUAUAUAUUGAUUGCAAAGUGGGUUUUUUUUGUAUAGUUUUGGUGGACCCGGAACCUACAAGACAAAAAAAAACAUCAUUUAUUUUAAUUAUAUGAUUAAAAUUUCAUUCAAACUUAAUCUGAUGUGAUUGAUUUGGUGACUUUUUAGGAUUGAAAGAUCUGAUAAGUUCAAAUGAGGCACUCCAGGAAAAAAACAUGGCGCUUUUGGUCAUUAAUAUUUUGUUUUCUUAAAUUUAUCUUACAAACACUUCAUAUCAAAGGUUGGGAAUUUCUUAAAUGAAUUUUACAUUAGUGAUCUGUGAUAAAAAUUAAAAGGUGAACAUUAAUAAAUAUUUUUGCUUAAUCUUUAAAAAAAAAAAAAAUUAUGUAAUGAUAAAGGAUGAUAUAAAAUAGGAAUGAUAGUUUCAACUAGGAGAUAACUGACAUGUUUUACUUAACUGCCAUUUCUUUUAUGUUCAUUGGGGUAUGAAUAAUGAAUUAAAAAAAUCAUUAGCAAACUGGAUGAUUUCUUUUGUUCAUACUCAGAUGAAUGGAAAAUAAAUAACAAUCAUUACAAAACAAAUUAAAACAUACUUACCAAUAAACUAAAAAUUAAACAUUCAUUUUUUUUUGUUUUGUUUUUUUUUGGUUCUAAACAAAAAUGCUCAACAAUACAAAAUACCAAUAUAAAGUGACGUCAUCAAAUAAGAUGUUCCUUUACAAGAGUAAUUGGAUUACUUGUAAUAAAUGUAACCGAAAAUUAAUUUAUAUGUUAAUUGGACUUCCAUCAUUGGCAGACAAAUUGGUAUGUAAACCAAUUAUUGCACAUAUGAUUAAAGUUACAAAUAACUAUUUACUUACAAAAAAUAUUGAGUCUUUUUCAGAUGAAAGUAGUUCAUGAAUUCUUUAUAUUAUGACAGAAGAUGUUUGUAUGGGAGUCUCGGUGUCAUGACAGUAACAAAAUGCAUUUUGACUAGGGAAACUAGGAGGCUGUUUUCUUCGCCUGUAACUAUAUUUACUGUGUAUGUAUACUAUGUAAAAUACAUAAAUAAAUAAUUUAAUUUUUUCCCCUGUUUUUUAGACACAAAUCAUAAGUUGCUAGCAACAAUUAUACAUUUAAAUAUUUAAAAAAUGUAUAUAAUCUUAAAUUUGCAAAACAAUAUGAUAACUUUGUAUUUUUUAAAUAUUUAAUUGCUAGAAAUAUCCUGGUAGUUUGGUGGGUUUUUUAAAUGCAAAACAUAAAAUUUCUAACUGUUAAAAGAGACACAAUUAAUGCAUUUCAUAUCUGUAAUAUACAUGUAAUUGAAAACCAGAAUGAAAAAAUAUACCACAUGCAUUUAAUAUUUUAAAGAACAUUGUAAUCUUUUCAUAUACUGUAUUCCAGUUAGAAGUGUUUUUUAUUUAAUGACACACUUGACAUCUUUUUAUUUAUGGUUAUAUGGUAUCAGGCAUAUGGUUACGGAGAACACCAAUAAUUAGAGGAAACCUGCAGUGCCACUUCAUGGGCUACUCUA